Molecule: messenger RNA, 969 nt
Organism: Coniosporium apollinis CBS 100218
Lineage: Eukaryota; Fungi; Ascomycota; Dothideomycetes
Product: cytosolic Fe-S cluster assembly factor CFD1
Exons: 1
Coding region: 1-969 (322 amino acids)
Biological process (GO): iron-sulfur cluster assembly
Cellular component (GO): cytosol
Molecular function (GO): ATP binding; ATP-dependent FeS chaperone activity; 4 iron, 4 sulfur cluster binding
Source: RefSeq, a predicted model, not a curated record
AUGGGUUUAGAUAACGCCAACCGCAUCAUCCUCAUCCUUUCCGGCAAAGGCGGCGUCGGCAAAUCCAGCAUAACCACUCAACUCGCCCUGACCCUCUCGCUCCAAGGCCACUCUGUGGGUGUACUGGACGUAGAUCUGACCGGUCCUUCGAUACCACGCUUCUUCGGCGUUGAGUCUGCAAAGGUGACACAAGCACCCGGCGGCUGGCUGCCCGUACCCGUUCACGAUUCGCAGCCAUAUCCUACCCAGUCGAAAGAAACCAGCGGCUCCUCCGAUAGCAUACGGGAGAACGCAAGCAUAGGACCUCUUUCAUGCAUGUCCCUUGGCUUCAUACUGCCUUCUCGUUCCGACGCCGUGAUCUGGCGCGGUCCUAAGAAAACGGCCAUGGUGCGGCAGUUCCUGUCAUCAGUCCAGUGGCCAGCGCUCGACUACCUUCUUAUCGACACACCACCAGGCACAUCCGACGAGCAUAUAUCAUUACUCGAGACGCUGCUCAAGGACACCGCGGACAGGCCAUCGCAGCUCGCUGGGGCAGUCGUUGUCACCACACCGCAGGCUAUAGCGAUAUCUGAUGUGAAGAAGGAGCUCAACUUCUGCAAGAAGACGGGUUUGAAGGUGUUGGGUGUGGUAGAAAAUAUGGCAGGCUUUGUGUGUCCGAACUGCUCCACGUGCAGCAACGUCUUCAGCAAAGGUGGUGGAGAGGUUAUGGCGCUGGAUUUUGGUGUCCCGUUCCUCGGCAGCGUGCCUGUGGAUCCGGCGUUCGUGAUGCUAAUUGAAGAGGGCGUGAGACCGUCUUAUCCAGAAGGAACGUCUGUUAUGGGAAGGGAGCUGGACACGAAACCCGUCACUGAGGAAGCGCAUGGGAAUGAGGAGUCGCUGGUGCAGAAGUAUAAUAGCUGCUCGUUGUAUCCAAUCUUCGAUGGGAUGGCGAAGCAACUGGUAAUGCAAGUUGGUGAGGGCAACCGGUAG